AGAGCAUACCCACACGGGAUACUCGACAGCAUAGAUGGGUAGGAUAAAAAGCCCACGCAAAGCGGUCAUCAUCGGUGCUGGCGUUGGCGGUGUGGCCACUGCAGCUCGCCUCGCAGCCGCAGGAUGGAAAGUCACCGUGAUAGAGAAGAACGACUUCACAGGCGGACGGUGCAGCCUUAUCAGGGAGGAUGGCUAUAGGUUCGACCAGGGCCCCAGCUUGCUACUACUACCGCAUUUGUUUCAUGAGACGUUCCAUGACUUAGGGACUUCAAUGAAAGAGGAGGGAGUACACCUUGUCAAGUGCGAGCCGAAUUACAACAUUCAUUUUCAUGAUGGAACCGCCUUCAAAAUGUCCACAGAUCUUGCUACCAUGAAGGAAGAGAUCGAACGCUUCGAAGGCAAAGAUGGCUUUGAGCGGUACAUGUCUUUUGUUCAAGAGUCUCAUCGUCACUAUGAACUAUCAGUCACGCAUGUUCUUCGCAAGAAUUUCUUCUCAAUCUUCAGCAUGAUGCGUCCCAGCUUUCUGAGGCAUCUGCUUGCGUUGCAUCCGUUCGAAAGCAUCUACGGUCGGGCAAGCAAGUAUUUCUGGACUGAGAGGCUGAGAAGGGUUUUCACUUUCGCAAGCAUGUACAUGGGCAUGAGCCCCUUUGAUGCACCGGGUACAUAUUCUUUGCUUCAGUACACGGAAUUAGCAGAAGGUAUUUGGUACCCCAUCGGCGGUUUCCAUAAGGUCGUCGAUGCACUCGUCAAGUUGGGCGAACGAAGAGGAGUGAAAUACCAGCUUAACACCUUGGUGUCACACAUACAAGUUCAGGACUGUUCGAAAGGUCCCACGGCGACGGGUGUAGUCUUGGCCAACGGCGAGGUUCUCGAAGCUGACAGAGUGAUAUGCAACGCCGACCUAAUUUACUCUUAUAACAAUCUUCUUCCCCCAACAAGUUACGCUACUUCCUUAUCGAAACGCGAAGCAUCCUGCUCAAGUAUCUCUUUCUACUGGGCGCUUGAUAAGCAAUUCCUCGAGCUAUCGGCGCAUAACAUCUUCUUGGCGGAGGACUACAAAGAAAGCUUCGACAGCAUAUUCAAGAAACAUCUGAUUCCGGAACAACCGAGCUUCUAUGUAAACGUACCUUCACGUGUUGACCCAACUGCAGCGCCAAAAGGCUGCGAUGCGGUUGUUGUUCUGGUGCCUGUCGGCCAUCUCAUGGAAUCAUCGUACGGGUCACACAAAGGCAUGGCGGGAACAAGUGGCGAGAAGCAAGACUGGGACGCCAUGGUCACCAUCGCGCGGGAGACUAUACUUAAGACGAUCGAAUCGCGCCUGAAGAUAUCGCUUAGCGAUCACAUCGUUUACGAGUCUGUCAACACGCCGCCAUCCUGGAAAGAGACGUUCAAUCUCGACCGCGGAGCCAUACUCGGCCUCAGCCAUUCAUUCUUCAACGUCCUGUGCUUCAGACCGAAGACAAGUCACCCCAAGAUUCGUCACUUGAACUUCGUGGGUGCCAGUACACAUCCUGGAACCGGAGUGCCUAUCGUCCUAGCUGGAGCGAAGAUUGUGAGCGAGCAGAUCCUGAACGAAUCGCAUGGUAGCAAGGUGCCCUGGGUUGAAAACGGCGCCGCGAUAGCGAAGAACUGUGACAGUCCGUUAGAUCAAGCACAAUGGAUGCCAGUGCUGAAUUGGCUUCACUGGGUAGCGAUCCUUGUUAUUGCUUUUCUUGCAUCAGUACUUGGCCCAUUCUCAGGUGGUUGGAACUGGAAAGAGGCGAAAUUUGGGGGCGAUUGGUGAUAUUUCCUUCUAUGGCAGCACACACACAUCAAACUAUAGAUAAUCUCUAAAC
This is a messenger RNA of Paraphaeosphaeria sporulosa, 1835 nucleotides long. RefSeq names its product phytoene dehydrogenase. Gene Ontology annotation, biological process: carotenoid biosynthetic process. The transcript has 3 exons. NCBI's taxonomy places the organism in Eukaryota, Fungi, Ascomycota, Dothideomycetes, Pleosporales, Didymosphaeriaceae. The coding region runs from base 35 to 1783 and encodes 582 amino acids. Gene Ontology annotation, molecular function: oxidoreductase activity. The record is from RefSeq and is a predicted model, not a curated record.